AUGUUUAAUGCAAACAUCCACUUCCCACAAGCGGUGCUGCUCCUCCUUAUACGGGGAGUGGCAGCCGCCGAAGACUCAAGCGAGUUUACAUUGAAUCUCUUCACUGAUAUUGCUCCGAUCCUUGCACUGUUUGGGGAGCAAUUUGCCCAACAGUAUCUCAGCCAAAGCUUCACUUGGCGCGAUCACUUGAUUUUUGCCUGCGUUCCGCUCGGUAUCAUUGCAGCCCUUUCGGGCGCCAUUCGCACCCGAGGCCCCAGACUCGCCCGGUCGUUCAUCGGCCGUGCCCGAGAAAGCCUAGCUACCGUCGAAAUUGACCUCAUGUCAUCGGUAUCUCAUGAGGUGUGUGAGAUGUUCAACGGGAGUGGCAUUGUCCGGACGAUGGGACGAUCUACGCUUGCUCAGAUCAUCAUUUUGCCAGAUGUGUAUGAUGCCGUCCAGAGAGGCAUCUCCAAUGAUCCAUCAUGUGGUAUCCAUACGCUCCAGACGGCACUCCAGUCUAGGGAGUGGGAAAUUCCGCCCAUGGAGAGGUCCAAUGAGUUAGAGCUGGUCACCUUCAGGGAUGCCGUCCGGAGAGGCGACUCCGAUCAUCCAUCAUGUGGUAUUUAUGCGCUCCAGACGGCACACCAGUCUAGGGAGCGGGAAAUUCCGCCCAUGGAGAGGUCCAAGUAUCAAAGCAAAACCUACCGACGACUUCAAAGACUGAUAAACCCCGAGGACGCAAUAGAAAACCAAAGCAAUCAGCCGGGAGCGCCACUCGAUCCAAAAUGCCCACCAAACCUUCAGCUGAACGUCUCAACCGGCCAGUCCUCCCGCGUAAGGAAGGACGCCGAACUUUUUACGGCUUCCACCACUGCGGUUGCUCUCCAGCUCUCAUUAGUUGCCAUUGCCGCUGUUGUGACAUAUCAUGGCCCUACUAGCAAAGCGGUCGGGGUUGAGAACAACCUCUAUGGAUUUCCUUGUUACGUUGCUGGGUCUGCCCUUCUCUGCAUUGGAAUGGCCAUCUGCUCUGCUGCUAUCGAGAGCAGCACCGACGAGUAUGUAUGGACGCGCUCGACAGGGGGGAACAUUCCAGAAGACGAAAGAGACUCGCAAUCAACUCGUGACCCAUACAUCAUGUGGAUUCAGCAACCUCAAAGCGUCGGUGAGCAGGCUUUCGAAUCUUAUGCCAUUCUUGGAGGUUCAAAGCCGUAUAUCAUUACAUCAUCCCGCAGCAACGACCUUUGGACUGCAGAGACUUCUCAAGGGGGGUCCAGCGAUGUGAACCAAGGCAGGAGGAGGUGGUGGGAGGGAGUUACUCUCGUCGGGGUUCUCCUUGGAUCUGCGGGAUUCAUUGUUCAAUUCAUUGGUCUACGAGGACUUCCAUGGCCUGUAGCCGUGUCCCAACUGCUGGCUACUGUUUUCAUGGCACUCGUCAGGGCUCUGAUCCGACGUGGAGUUGGGAUAAUCCCCUUGGCCUGUCCAGCGCUACCAGGCUACGAGCUUGAUUUCCUUGCAGCCGAAAUUGUCGUCUACCCCGAAUUUCGCGAGUUCAAGGAUGGUGAGCCAUCAAAUGGGGACUUGAGAGACAGGAAUCUGAGUGACGUGUGUCGAUGGAAAGUGCUGACAGCAAAUGAAAAGGCUAGAUUGACAGCUCCUUCAAACCUGGACUCAAAAGGAUCAGAAGACGACACAGACUCAAUUCUUAAUCUGGAAAACGACACAAGACCAACACAAGGCUCAGGCGCCGAGCCUCGUCAGAAAAGCUCCAGCCAACAGCUUGUAAAAGUCCGUGAGAGAUUGGCGGACCUGUGCAAAUGGAAAACCGCCGUGUCUGAAAUGGCAGUUGUUUUAGCGCAGUCGGUUGAGCAUUUCAUGGAAAUCUUCUUCGAGGAGAAAACUUCGGAAGAUGGCCUCAGGGAUGGCCAGUUAGAUAAGAUCCUAUGGGCAACCAAAACCAGCAAUCCCGAUCCUAACGGUGGCGAUGAUGCAGAGGAGACAGUGGUUCACAUUGAAAGGAAGAAUGGCACAUGGGUCGCCGAGCUGGGGAAGAUUGAGGCGAUAAUGUCGCUUUGGAUGGCUAGCAUUGAGGCACAACCGGUUGUGGAACAGAGUAAGGCAACUGACAACCGUUCAGAUACAGGAAAGGGGGAUUGGAGACGAUCUGGCGGCGCCAAGGUCAAGUUUCGGAGGAUUGUCGGCGAUUGGAGAGGCAAGACCAUUGAUCAUUCAUUGAAGCGAGAUAUCUCGUGGUGGAUUAGUAACGACAUUGCCUUAGAAUGCGAAGAUGAGCACGAGGCCUCUCACCAAGGUGUGAACAAGGACUCGAGCCUCUUGAUAGGGUUCGAUAUGCCCUUGCAAGGGAACUCACAACCUCACCACACGAGUGAACGGAGAAUGAUUCACUCAUCGACUGCAGAACUGCCACACAUCAUGGCGCAACACCUGUUUACAAGUUUCAUCUGGGCCGCCACGGAACACAUGUCAAAGAACAUUUUACACCAGGGAGAACCAAACGUCCCCGAAUUCGUCAAGCUCGAUCCAGCCACCGAGUUUGACCCGGACAACUUAAUUUCCAACUGGUAUAAGCCGCGCCUGAGCCAUCCUAGACUAUCACAGGCGGUAAAGGGGAUAGAAUCAUGGGGGCUUGGGACGGUAAACGACAUUCUCUUGUGCAUGAUCCCAGCCCUCGGCUUUAGGGACUUGCUCCCUAACGAGGUAGUCCUUGGACUCAUGCCAUCAAUCCCCGAGGGGAUUCGGCAACACGGAUGCCAGGAAAUGACACAUCUGUACAGAAAACUGCUAGCACGAUGCAGUAGCCGAGAUGGCGAGUGUUUCGUGACAGCGGUAUUGUUGGAAACGAUCGAGUUUAUACUUAUCGCCUCGGAAAGUCUUGCGUUGAUCGACACACUUAGAAGCCUUUUAGUUGACAUUGCUGAGAAGUUUCCACGCACACUGAAGCAUCUAGCAUUGGGAUUUCAUCUGCAGGGUCGCGCACAAAAGCUCCGUCAGGUUUUCAGGCGUUGUGGGUUCCGCCAUAGUCUUGCGGAAGCCCUCGUACCAUCCAGCAACACCAUGGUGAGGCAGCCCUCUUCUGGCUUUCGAGAGGCUUGUGGGUUCCAAGCCUGGCAUUUUGAGGCUUUGGACAGAAGUUAUACGAUCCUGAAUGACCCUGGUGUUUCUCACAGGGCAUCGCCCGACAUAUUUGGAUGGACUCCGUUACACUAUGCUAUAACUGCCCCGCCUCAAGAGCAUCCUGAAAUCGCAAGAUAUGUCGGUAGGGGAACUCUGACUCCGGGGGUGGAGGCAUAUUCGUGCCUAGACAAAUCUCAUCGGAGCCCCUUUCAUAUUGCGGCUUCUUUCGGUCACCUAGAAUUUCUCACCGCAUGCUUCGACUGUGUUGAGACAGAUGCAGAUACCCGAAAGGAUGCCCUGAAGGCAGGCGGAUUGGACGGCAAGACCCCAUUGCAUCUCGCAGUUGAGGGACAACACUUGGACUGCGUCGAGCUGUUGCUAAAGCACCUGUCGCCUAGCCAAGCCGACAUCUGGGGACGGCAUCCUAUCCAUGUCGCAGCCCUUGGGCGGAGCUAUGAGAUUGGAAGAAGACUGUUGGCCCAUUUUCCUCAAGCUUUUCAUGUCGACAACCUCGGCAACACCCCAUUGACCUACCUUCUGAGGAAUGAGAACGAUGAGACAGUGGACCAGGGUCGUACCGACUUUGCCAAAGAACUCAUGGCAACAUGGACCGCGGCCAAGGCCGACGACGACAGCGGAAACUAUCACCUUCACUAUGCGGCUGCAUUCUCGGAUGAGGAUGAAAUUGAGAAUCUCGUAAAAGAUUUGGGAAACGUCAACAUCCCAAACAGACAAGGCCAGACGCCGCUCCAUCUGGCCGCCCUCGAGGGUAGGGCAGCAGCUGCAAGGAAGCUGAUCAGUCUGGGGGCCCAGGUCGGAAGCAUUGAUGACAAAGGCUGGAAUGCAUUGCAUUACGCAGCAGGCUGCCGCGACGCUGAACGUGACCUGGUAUCCCUGAUCUUGAAUGCUGGAAGAGACACGAUCAAGGCUACCAAUAAGAAGUCGCUCAGAACACCCCUACACAUUGCAGCUGCAGCGGGCAAUGCAUCGGCUGCAAUGCUUCUGGUCUCUGAAGGCGUUGAGUCCAGCGUCAGCGACAAGGAUGGAGAUACAGCACUGCAGCUGGCAUUGAAGCACAAUCGGCAAGAGACGCUUGACAAAUUGCUCUCCUGUGGUGAGGUACUUAACGGCUGGCGGGAGCGUGGUCCGGAUGGCUUCCAAGAUCUUGAUUUGGCUAUCAGGCAUUGCAACACGAAAUGUCUCAGUACCGCCCUUCUUCAUGCGGCGACGAAUAUGCCGAUGCGGAUCUAUGGGUUGAAAGCCAUGGUUACUGACCGAAAGUGGGAACUUGAGGAUGCUGACUUGUUCAACCGUGUCUUCAAGAGCAUUCCAGAGAUGGAGCUAUCAAUCCUGGACCUCGAUGUUCUCAUUCAAAUGUCCCUCACGGUGAGCAGUAGCGACGCUAUUCAUCAAGCGUGGAGCUCCAGACGCAACGAUCUGGGAGCAUUGAAACGGGACCCGUGGGCACUACACUUCCUUGCCCAGCAUGGCGAUACAGCCACUCUUGCACAGCUGCUGGAAGCCGAGGCAGAUGCUUUGCGCCUGGACAAGGAUGAUUGGAUCCCAUCAGACGUCGCUGAUAGUUACGGCCAGACCGCGGCGGGCGACCUUUUGAGGGAUCACCUAGCAAAGACCGACAUUGGACGACCCGACAAGCCGUCGUAUCAUGUCCCAGCAACUAUUCGUGAUAUAUACCAGGACCCUGACAUCACUAUCAGAGGUGCCCGUGACGGGUUGGAUAUCUCGGUCGCUCUGACUAACCCGGGGCUCUCAUCUGCUGUUUUCCGCACCCAAGAAUGCAUACCGCCUAAUGCUAAACACUUUUACUUUGAGGCUGGGACGUGGAUCAAGAAUGAAAGCGGUAAACUCUACGUCGGAUUCUGCACCGCCGACCUACCACGCGACAAACUACCCGGGCAACACCCUGGUUCCUGGUCCUACGAGAUUUCGACUGCGACCUUGACUGCCUGGGCACUCAGGGAGAAGGACGCCAGCAGCCAGACCAUCGAGUCUUGGGGACAACGUCUCAACGUGGGAUGCGGGCUGAACAUGCUCACCGGUGAAGGUUUCGUAACCCUGAAUGGGAAUCGGCUGAACUCAGAAACCGUCUUCCACAAGCACAAAUUCUUCGUGGGCAAAGUUUAUCCUUGCGUGGCCUUUUCCACUCACAAGCUGAGAGGUUGCUUGGGGGCUCGUGUUCUUUUCUCACCGUCCCCAACAAUCCGAUUUCGUUAUGUGGGACCGUACUCUUGA
Messenger RNA from Fusarium falciforme, 5364 nucleotides. Its product is annotated as B30.2/SPRY domain-containing protein. The record is from RefSeq and is a predicted model, not a curated record. The coding region runs from base 1 to 5364 and encodes 1787 amino acids. Gene Ontology annotation, biological process: protein ubiquitination. Gene Ontology annotation, cellular component: cytoplasm. Gene Ontology annotation, molecular function: protein binding; ubiquitin-protein transferase activity. NCBI's taxonomy places the organism in Eukaryota, Fungi, Ascomycota, Sordariomycetes, Hypocreales, Nectriaceae. The transcript is spliced from 7 exons.